Scleropages formosus (Asian bonytongue) is the source of this 2854-nucleotide messenger RNA. RefSeq names its product family with sequence similarity 124B (gene fam124b). The record is from RefSeq and is a predicted model, not a curated record. Lineage: Eukaryota; Metazoa; Chordata; Actinopteri; Osteoglossiformes; Osteoglossidae. Gene Ontology annotation, cellular component: nucleoplasm. The transcript has 4 exons. The coding region runs from base 245 to 1780 and encodes 511 amino acids.
GAGUGUUUCCUCGCGCUGAGGAGACGACUGGCGGAAGCCUCGAGAGCCGCGAGCGGAAUCCCGGGCUUCAGCUGGCAGCGUGACGUCACGACUCGGCAGUGCACGCGGCGGCAGCGGCGGCGAGUAGUAGCCCGACUUUCCGAGCGACUGAGGAAAAUGUGAGGAGAACUGCACAAUUUCUUUUCGGGGAGGAAGAGAACGAAAACCGCCCCCCGACUGACUGGCUGAGUGCACCGGCAGGAGGAUGCUGCGCAGAGCCGCUCGACUGAACGGAGGAGCUGAAGAUGAGAACGGCGAUUCCGGAGCGGAGACCGCCGGAUCUGACUGCAGUAAAAUGUCCUCGACAAGCAGUGACGUGACAGCCUCCACAGCCAGAGAAUCCCUGCUGAUGACCAUGCAUCUGCUGGCCAACCCAGGUGACUCUCUCCUGCUUCAGCUUACCGUGGACAGGCUGCUCAAGUGGGUGUGUCCCGGCCUGCGCUUCUUCCACGUGUCUGAGCGUGCCUGUCCGCUCCGCGACUAUACCCGCUUGCCCUCCAGCCCUGUGGCAGGCUACCCCUCUUUGGCUGUUACCCUUUUUCUCCACGAGUCUUAUGGGGAAGAGCGCAUCCUCCGGGUCCUGGACUUCCUACAGCGGCCGCCGUGGUACUACCACCACACAGAGAGUUGCCGGGGCCGAGCCGGGGGUAUCCACAUCGCUUCCGCUGCCUCCCCAACUGAUGCCUUGUUGCGACCCUACCUCCUCCCCAGCCGCGACUUCUAUAGCCUGGGUCAAGGCAUGCCUGUGUGGGGAGUGCGGCCAGUGCACUGUGGGAGUGAGACGCUGCGCGUGACUCUUCAUAGCCACUAUGACAACUUUGAGGAUGCUGUACGGCUCUACGAGACCGUGCUGCGACAGCAGGCUGAGGAGCAGAAGCCGGGGUUCUGUUGGUUCUCUCUGCCCACUGGGUUAGGACCUGAGUCGGAGUCCAGACUCUGCUUCCAGCUUGCUCUGAAGCAGCUCUCGCCUGGUGUUCGUGUGGAGCCCUGUGACUCGGCUGUGCUUCAGUUUCGUGUGGAGGAGAUCGGGCAGCUUGUGCCCUUGUUGCCUAAUCCCUGCACACCUAUCAGCGCAACCCGCUGGCAGACCUGUGAUCUGGACAACAACAAAAUCCUCUUCCAGGUGAAAGGACACCUGCAUCCCCUGCCACCCCCCACCUCUGCCUUCCCUGUGACCAUUUCCCACAGAGCCAAGCAGAGGAACACUGUCCUCCAUCCGUGUCAGGUUGAGUCUGUCCGCAGUAGGUCGUUAGCAGACCUGGGCCCAGAGAGGUGGUCCACAGGGCUGAAGGUAGGGGGUGGUGUAGAGGAGGGUGUGGGUCCAGACAGCUGCUGCAGCACUCCCCCUAGUAGCUCAUGUUACUCAUCUCAGCGAAGCAGCCCAGCCACAUUGUCCACCUACCUCUUACACACCCCACUGCUUGAGGAGCCUGAGACAAACGUGGACACAGGAUGCACUAUCGUGGCCCCCCAGAUGCGGCCUGCUACGGUGGGGGCUUCCACUCUGGACUCUCUGACUAAGGAGCUGCUCCCAUGCCUGCCAGACGUGGACUCGCCUGCACCGACCCACAGAACGAGCACAGCAGCCCGGUGGUACUGCAGCACUGGCACUGCCCUAAAUACUCAUGGUCCCAGAGAAGGUCAGGUCUCAGAUAUGACCCAAGAGGGACCAGCUGUGAAUCCGGCACUGUGCCUUACCAAGCCUAUGGAGGACAGCUUCCAGGAAGAGUUCUUCAUCUGACCACACAUGACUGUGACCAAUUAAUACUACUAAUAAAUGGUAAGGGCUCCUACUGAUGUGGUGAACAGCAGCUGUCAUGUGCCAGAAAUAUUACCAUGCAUCUGCUGAGGAGCAAAGACGGAGAGCGUGGUAGCAGGUGAUGACAAAUAGGUGAGUGGGAAAGGUGUCCUGCUGGUGCUGCUCCUCUUCACUCCCUCAGCAUGAAGAUGUUCGUGUAAAGGAAACUUGCUCUAAACACACGAGGACUUUGUGUAUCCUCCUGUUACUUUGUCAUACUAACACAGUAUGAAAAUGUUGGUUACCCUUUUUAGUAGAAGUAAAAUCACAGAAUGAGGUGUGACAGUGCGUGGCUCUCGGUGCACCGUACAGUGUAAUGGAUUGGAUUUUCUGCAGGAGAGAAUAUUUUUAAUUGUUUUUAAAGAUUUUGAUUUGUAAGCUACUUUUUAUUGUUGAUAUGGAGUUUCUUUUAUUUUAAAAGGAGAGAUUGUAUUAACACCAGUAAGCCUAAGUUUGCCAAACAAGUAUAACUGGAGGAAUUGUGAAACAUUUAAAAAAAAAAAAAAAAAAAUCUAAAAUAUAAACUGCACAAUUCCUAGUUUUCCUCAGAUUUAGUUGUCUGUAUGUACUGUGGAUUUGAAAGCUUGUCUGUCCAGUGGCCACAGUUGACAUGAUUAUGAAUGACUGGACAGCGGAGUUUUUGUAACGUUUCCUGCUCUAUUCGUGUAUAAACCUCGCAGCUGUCAGCCGGCUGCUCAUUUCCUGACAAGGCAGACAUAUCGAAGCUGUUAUGGAAGUGCAGACAGAAUCACUUACUCAGCAAGUUGUGCACAGGCAUGAGGCAGAUGUGACCUCAGUUGUAAAAUGAGUGGAAACUUCCUUAAGUUACACCUCUGUGUUAUUGCACAUGAAGCCACUUUGCAGAUUUCACACAUUUCUGUUGUCCACUUUGUUUUUAUACAAUUAACACCGAACUGUCUUUAUAGCAGCAUUUCAAAUUCUCUAGUCAUGUAAUAUACUGUCCCUUGAUAAAGUGUACAUUUUACCACAUGAGGCUGUUUAUCAAUUGUUACUGAC